Molecule: messenger RNA, 4731 nt
Organism: Thunnus maccoyii (southern bluefin tuna)
Lineage: Eukaryota; Metazoa; Chordata; Actinopteri; Scombriformes; Scombridae
Product: ATP-binding cassette sub-family C member 4-like
Exons: 31
Coding region: 281-4207 (1308 amino acids)
Biological process (GO): transmembrane transport
Cellular component (GO): plasma membrane
Molecular function (GO): ATP hydrolysis activity; ATP binding; ABC-type transporter activity
Source: RefSeq, a predicted model, not a curated record
GGUGCAGGAUUGUUGGCUGAAAAUCUGUUUUUCAGCUUUUCAGAGUAGCUUCUUUUUACCCCUCUUGGUCAGAUGGUGAUACAUGGUUCAUCCAAUUGCCUGCCAAGUACUUUUUGAAAGUGCCUGCCCUUUCCAAGGAUGACUUCUCAGAUGGUUCUGUGCAACAAACCAUCUGGCACGUCAGGUGACGUCACGUUUCUGGCCUGAUUGCACAGGAAUCUGUCUUCACUUCUGUAGGCCUCCUCCUUGGCCUGAGUUUAGUUGUAAAUCAGGGCUUCAUAUGGAGAAUGUUGUAGUGGGUACACACAUCGUCAAAAGCAAUAUCAAAGUGUCAGUGAGUUCAUCCAGCUGGAUAAGCCCCUUGCUGCACCUUGGACACAAACGGAGGCUGGAGGAAAGUGACAUGUACAGUGUUCUUCCAGAGGAUGGGUCUGAAAUACUGGGAGAGGAGCUGCAAAGAUUUUGGGACCUUGAAGUUAGAAAGGCCUCAAAGGAACUUCGGAAGCCAAAACUCACCAAAGUCCUCAUUAAGUGCUAUGGGAAGGCCUACGCAGUAGCUGGGUUGUUUGUAUUUUCACUGGAGGCAAUUAAAGUGAUCCAGCCACUUCUCAUGGGGAAAAUAAUCCUGUACUUUGAGAAUUAUGACCCAGACGACCAGAGAAGUCUUCACAUGGCGUAUGGAUAUGCUGCUGCGAUGUCCCUCUCCACCUUUGGACUGACUCUCCUCAACCAUCUCUACUACUACCGUGUCCAAAGAAUAGGCAUGAAGAUUAGAAUUGCCAUGUGUCACAUGAUAUACAGGAAGGCUCUUGGUCUCAGCAGCGAAUCCAUGGGACGAACCACCACUGGACAAAUUGUGAACCUGCUUUCAAAUGAUGUCAACCGUUUUGAUGAGAUUACAAUCAAUCUGCACUACCUGUGGGUGGGACCUCUACAAGCUGUGGUGAUUAUUGUUUUCCUUUGGUACGAGAUCGGAACAUCGUGCCUGGCAGGUGUGGCAGCUGUUGGCCUCAUGGUGCCUGUGCAGACCUGGUUUGGAAAGCUCUUUGGAAUCUUCAGGAGUAAAACGGCAGUCCUUACUGACAACAGAAUCCGCAUUAUGAAUGAAGUGGUGUCUGGCAUCAGGAUCAUCAAAAUGUAUGCCUGGGAAAAACCAUUCUCAGCCUUGGUUACUGAAGUCAGAAGGAAAGAAAUCAUUCAGAUCAUGAAGAGCUCCUACCUACGAGGACUCAACAUGGCCUCCUUCUUUGCCAGCAGUAAGAUCAUAGUCUUUGCCACUUUCACCGUCUACACUCUCCUGGGCAACACCAUCACCGCCAGCAGUGUGUUUGUCACUGUGUCUCUCUAUGGCACCAUCAAGCUCACAGUCACCCUGUUCUUGCCUCUGGCUGUCGAGAAGCUGUCAGAGACUGAAGUCAGCAUUCGCAGGAUUAAGAAUUUCCUCCUGCUGGAAGAGGUCGACAGAAAACACGUUGGACUGACUUUGGAGGAAGAAAAGAACGAAAACUCCAUUGAGAUUGAGAAGCUUACCUGCUACUGGGAUAUGAGUUUAGACACUCCAUCUCUGCAGAAUGUCUCUGUCACUGUGAGGUCACAGGAACUUCUGGCUGUAAUUGGACCAGUGGGGACAGGAAAGUCAUCCCUGCUGAGUGCCGUCCUGGGAGAGCUGCCUCAUGAAACUGGAACACUGAAGGUCAGAGGGCAGCUCACCUAUGCAUCCCAGCAGCCCUGGGUGUUCCCUGGAACCAUCCGCAGUAACAUCCUGUUUGGAAGAGAGCUGAACCCCCGGAAGUAUGAGCGAGUCAUCAGUGCCUGCGCUCUGAAGAAGGACUUGGAGCUGCUCCCAGAUGGAGACCUGACACUAAUUGGGGACAAAGGAGCCACCCUUAGCGGGGGACAGAAAGCUCGCAUCAACCUGGCCAGGGCUGUGUAUCAGGAAGCAGACAUCUACCUCCUGGAUGAUCCUUUAAGUGCUGUGGAUGCUGAGGUUGGGAAACAUCUUUUUGAACAGUGUAUCUGUGGCCUGCUGAAGAACAAGUCCCGUAUCCUGGUCACCCAUCAGCUGCAGCAUCUGAGGGCAGCUGACCAGAUCCUGGUCCUCAAGGAGGGUCAUAUCAUGGCCAAGGGUACCUACAAUGAGCUUCAGUGUUCUGGCCUAGACAUCGUGUCCCUGCUGAAAAGCGAGGAGGAGCAGGAGCGAUUGUCUGGGUCAGCUGAUCGAGACAAACUGUCAAUACACAGCCAGAGGACGAAUUGCUCACACGGUUCACACUGUUCAUACAGCAGCCUCCUGCCACCUGAGGGCAACUGUGCUGACCAGCUUCCUGUUGAAGCGGUUCGUACCAUGACAGAGGAGACUCGAGUUGAAGGAAAUGUCGGCAGCCACAUUUAUCUCAAGUACUUCACUGUGGGCUGUAACAUUCUGGUCUUGUUGGCUAUAGUCCUGCUCAGUGUCAUAGCCGAGGUUUCAUAUAUUCUGCAGGACUGGUGGCUGGUAUAUUGGGCAAGAGGAGGAGAGCAGUUUCUCAACAGCACAACCAAUGCUGUUAGUUUUAAAAAUAAUGCUAAUAACGGGACUCGCAUAGAUCAACAGUUCGGUCUCACGUUUUACCUUGGCAUUUAUUCAGGUUUGACAGCUGCUGCUGUGGUCUUUGGCUAUGCCCGGAGUUUAGUGAUCUUUCAUUGGUUGGUGAGAUCAGCUCAGACUCUCCACAACAGCAUGUUCAGUGCCGUCCUCCGCACACCUGUUCGCUUCUUUGAUGUCAACCCCAUAGGAAGAAUUCUCAACAGGUUUUCCAAAGACAUCAGCCAGAUGGACUCCAUGUUACCCAUCACCUUUGUGGACUUCUAUCAAUUAUUUUUACAGAAUGUUGGCGUGGUUGCUGUGGCGGCGUCAGUCAUCCCUCACAUCCUCAUCGCUGUCAUACCUCUGCUUUUUAUCUUCUUGUACCUGCGGCGUUUCUACCUCCAGACAUCACGAGAUGUUAAACGUCUCGAGUCUACAACUCGGAGUCCAGUCUUCUCCCAUCUGUCUUCAUCUCUUCAGGGUCUGUGGACGAUCCGAGCCUUCAGAGCGGAGGACAGGUUAAAGAAAGCGUUUGACACACAUCAGGACAGUCACUCAGAGGCAUGGUUUUUGUUCCUGAUGACCUCCCGCUGGUUUGCACUUCGCCUGGACAGCAUUUGCUCCAUAUUUAUCAUCGUUGCAACAUUUGGCUGCCUCUUACUCAGAGACGGGCUGGAGGCGGGAGAGGUGGGUUUGGUGUUGACCUAUGCAGUCACACUGAUUGGAAAUUUCCAGUGGACGGUGAGGCAAAGUGCCGAGUUGGAGAACAUGAUGACAUCAGUGGAGAGAGUGGUGGAGUAUACAGAGCUAAAGAGUGAAGCACCCUGGGAAACAAAAAAGCAUCCUCCUCCCGAUUGGCCGAGCCAAGGCCUGGUGACCUUUGACCAGGUAAACUUCUCCUACAGCACCGAUGGACCGCUGGUCCUCAAAGACAUCAGUGCCACCUUCCAACCCAACGAGAAGGUUGGCAUUGUGGGUAGGACGGGUGCAGGGAAAAGCUCCCUGGUCUCAGCUCUGUUCCGCCUGGCAGAGCCACAGGGAAAGAUCUACAUUGAUGGAGUUCUGACCUCUGAGAUCGGCCUCCAUGACCUGCGCCAGAAGAUGUCCAUCAUUCCUCAGGACCCUGUGCUGUUUACUGACACUGUGAGGAAGAACUUGGACCCUUUCAGUCAACACACUGAUGAAGCCCUUUGGAAAGCUCUGGAAGAGGUCCAGCUGAAGAGUGUGGUGGAGGAGCUGCCUGGGAAGCUGGAGACGGUUCUGGCUGAGUCGGGCUCCAACUUCAGCGUGGGCCAGAGGCAGCUGGUGUGUCUGGCCAGAGCCAUCCUGAGGAAGAACCGCAUCCUCAUCAUCGAUGAGGCCACAGCCAAUGUGGACCCCAGGACAGAUGAGCUGAUCCAGAAAACCAUACGGGACAAAUUCAGAGAAUGCACCGUGUUGACCAUUGCUCAUCGUCUCAACACCAUCAUAGACAGCGACCGGAUACUGGUGCUGGACAGUGGAAGCAUCCAGGAGUUGGACUGUCCCUACACACUGCUGCAGAACAAAGAGGGUGCUCUCUACAAGAUGGUGCAACAGACCGGCCGGGCGGAGGCAGCGGCCCUGCUGGAGUCAGCCAGGAAGGCGACACAGCAGUCUUGACAGCCUGAAGCUGAUGGAAGAGGAUUUUGAAACAAGACACACUCCAGUUUUCAGAUGUAAGUAGAAUCCGAGAACACCCGAGCAUUGUUUCGUUGAAGGAAACAUAGGCCGUCCAUCACACUCAUAAACAAGAAGACGCAAAUCUUUAACUUGUACUCUGUAACAAAAAUCUACUCGCUAACAGUUAGAAACAAUAAUUGAGAGCAGGGAAAAGUGGACAUUGAAUUUUUACUUCUGGAGCAGUGGAGAAAAUAAAAAAAAUCUCAUUGUUACAUGUGAAACAGCCUGUCUUGUCACACAGCUGUGCAAAUGAGUGAUGUUUGUGAGGUCUGUAGUUACUGUUCUCAUUUUAACUAAACAUUUUCAGGAUUCAGUGAAUCUGAUUUGUACCAAACUGUAAAGUCCAACCUGUGAGACUUCAUGUUGACAUGAUGGUGUUGUACUUUUAAUUGUAAUACAAACUGUCACAAUAUGCAUCAUUUGUUUUGUACAUCCUUUUUCUGAUAAAAGUGACUUAUUUUUUA